Thamnophis elegans (Western terrestrial garter snake) is the source of this 915-nucleotide messenger RNA. RefSeq names its product olfactory receptor 14A16-like. Gene Ontology annotation, molecular function: G protein-coupled receptor activity; olfactory receptor activity. NCBI's taxonomy places the organism in Eukaryota, Metazoa, Chordata, Lepidosauria, Squamata, Natricidae. The transcript has a single exon. The record is from RefSeq and is a predicted model, not a curated record. Gene Ontology annotation, cellular component: membrane. Gene Ontology annotation, biological process: G protein-coupled receptor signaling pathway. Bases 1 to 915 code for a protein of 304 amino acids.
AUGGAGAACCAAACUUCAGUGCCUUAUUUUUUGCUUCUGGGAUUCUCAAAUAAUCGGCAUCUGCAGCUUUUGCAUUUCUUCUUGUUCUUUGUGUUAUAUCUGGCAACUGUAACAACAAAUCUUCUGAUCAUCUCUGCAGUUGCUUUUGACCAUCGACUGCACAGCCCCAUGUAUUUCUUUCUUACGAAUUUAGCUCUACAGGACAUGGCUAUUGUUUCAAUCAUUGUCCGCAAAUCCAUGAUAAAUUCCCUCUUGAACACCAAACAAAUCUUUUACUUUGGUUGUGCUGCUCAGAUAUUUCUUUUUUUCUGCUUUGAAGCUUCUGAUUUAUCCCUCCUGACAGUUAUGGUAUAUGAUCACUAUAUUGCCAUUUGCCAUCCACUGCACUAUGAGAUGGUGAUGAAUUGGAAACAGUGUGCUAAAAUAAUUCUUCUAGUGUGGGUUACAGGUAUUCUUUAUGGAAUUUUGCAUACCACUGGCACUUUUUUCAUCCAUUUUUGUUCAAAUGUGGUCAACCAAUUCUUCUGUGAUAUUCCACAGUUGGUAAAACUAUCGUGCUCAGGAUUAAAUCUACUUGAGUUUGGAAUUCUUGUGGCCGGUAUCAUUGCUGGACUAGGUUGUUUUACUUUUAUAGUUGUAUCUUAUGCAGUGAUAUUCAAGACAGUGUUAAGAAUCCCUUCUGAAAAAGGAAGGCAAAAAGCCUUAUCCACUUGUAUUCCCCAUCUUAUGGUAGUGUUUAUGUUUCUCUUAAGUGGAUGCAUUUCCUACCUGAGACCUUCCGCUAACACUCUAUCUUAUUUAGAUAUUGGAUUGACUGUUUUUUAUGCCCUCCUUCCACCUCUAUUCAAUCCAAUCAUCUAUAGCAUGAGAAACAAGAAUAUCAAAUGUGUCCUUUCUCAACUUUGGAGAUUUUAA